This is a messenger RNA of Echinops telfairi (small Madagascar hedgehog), 3953 nucleotides long. RefSeq names its product cytohesin 3 (gene CYTH3). The transcript is spliced from 12 exons. Gene Ontology annotation, molecular function: guanyl-nucleotide exchange factor activity. The record is from RefSeq and is a predicted model, not a curated record. The coding region runs from base 106 to 1194 and encodes 362 amino acids. Gene Ontology annotation, biological process: regulation of ARF protein signal transduction. NCBI's taxonomy places the organism in Eukaryota, Metazoa, Chordata, Mammalia, Afrosoricida, Tenrecidae.
GAAGACCUGUCAUUAGAGGAGAGAGAAGAACUCAUAGACAUUCGUCGAAGGAAAAAGGAACUCAUCGAUGACAUUGAGCGGCUGAAAUACGAGAUUGCAGAAGUGAUGACAGAGAUUGACAACCUGACGUCUGUGGAGGAGAGCAAAACCACGCAGAGGAACAAGCAGAUAGCCAUGGGGAGGAAGAAGUUCAACAUGGAUCCCAAGAAGGGAAUCCAGUUCCUCAUCGAGAACGACCUGCUGCAGAGUUCCCCGGAGGACGUGGCCCAGUUCCUGUACAAAGGGGAGGGGCUCAACAAGACCGUCAUCGGGGACUACCUGGGCGAACGGGACGAGUUUAACAUCAAAGUUCUCCAGGCUUUUGUGGAACUCCACGAGUUUGCUGAUCUCAACCUCGUACAGGCCUUAAGGGCACCCCAGGAGUUUCAGCCCAUGCAGCUCCUGGCCACCCACGCUGGUCGCUCCUUGGGUACACCCGUGUGCCUUUCCUUCCUGGCUGUGCGUCAGGCCGAGGCGUCCUCCUGCCUCAUCUGUGUGGGCUGCUGGACCUGGGUGGACACCUGCUAUGUGCUCUCCUUCGCCAUCAUCAUGCUCAACACGAGCCUGCACAACCACAACGUGCGUGACAAGCCCACGGCUGAGCGCUUCAUCAGCAUGAACCGCGGCAUCAACGAGGGCGGGGAUCUUCCUGAGGAGCUGCUGCGAAAUCUGUACGAGAGUAUCAAGAACGAGCCCUUCAAGAUCCCAGAGGACGACGGGAACGAUCUGACGCACACCUUCUUCAACCCCGACCGCGAGGGCUGGCUCCUGAAGCUGGGGGGCCGAGUGAAGACGUGGAAGCGGCGGUGGUUCAUCCUGACGGACAACUGUCUCUACUACUUUGAGUACACAACGGAUAAGGAGCCCCGGGGGAUCAUCCCGCUGGAGAACCUCAGCAUCCGUGAGGUGGAAGACCCCCGGAAACCAAACUGUUUCGAGCUAUAUAAUCCAAGCCACAAAGGGCAGGUGAUCAAAGCCUGCAAGACGGAAGCGGACGGGCGCGUGGUGGAGGGGAACCACGUGGUGUACCGGAUCUCUGCACCGACCCCCGAGGAGAAGGAGGAGUGGAUCAAGUCCAUCAGAGCGAGCAUCAGCCGGGAUCCUUUCUACGACAUGUUGGCCACGAGGAAAAGGAGGAUUGCCAAUAAAAAAUAGGCGCUUCCCUGGCUCCCAGGUGAAAGAGAAGCCAAAACCCCAUAGCAGAAAAAGUGGCCGCUGCACCCUCCUGGGACGUCCUCUGGCACCACCCAAUGCACGGCCUCGGGGCUCGAGGGUGGUAUCCCUUGUCCCCCAGAAGACUUGCCGAGGCCCUGGUUUCUGUGCCGGGCUCGGGCCUCCGAGGAAGAGACAGUGGGGGCCGGGGACCAGGCUGCGCGCAGAGACCAAGGAGGGCGAUGGCAGCCUGGGACCAUCGCCAUGGGUGGGUGUCCAGAGUGUUCUCCCUUCCUGCUGAUCUUCGGGUCGGGGUCAGCCAGAAUUGCUGCACGAGGACCGCAAUGGUGAUGAUGGACAGACGGAUGGACGGACGGUCGGGGACCAGGCUGCCACCAGCCACGCCCACACACUAGCUGUGCCAGAAGCCACCAUUUUAUAGCAACACAGGAAAGGAAGAGCUACCACUUUUUUUAUUCAGAAUUUUUUCCUCAGAUAUAUAGGAUUAUAGCUUUUAUAUGCCUUUUUAUAUUCUGAAAUUAUAAUGAAAGAUACUUACUUUCUAACAGUAGUAUUUUUAGACUGGCAGCUAUAAAUUUAACUCCUGGACACAGCAGAUGCUGUGCACUGAGAAAAUAUAUAUGCAGCACCCAGAGGGGUCUGGCAAGGGAGGAGUUGGUGCCAACCGGCUGGUGCCAGACUCGCCUGCUAUCAUCAAGUAGGGAGGGGCCCUUAGGGGUUCUUGGGGGGUCACAAGCACUUGGGGAUGGGGGAACGGCCCGAUGUGUGAUACCGCCUGGGGCCACUCUUGACUUUCUUGCCCCCACAAAUUCCUCUUUGCAAACACUUUCUGGAAAGCAAAUCAUGAAGUACCAAUUAUGUUUCCAAGCAGGGUGGCCGCACCCCACCCCUCGGGCUUUUUCCCUGGACACACAACUGCCGUGUGGUUGAGACCAUGCACACAUCAGCCUGACAUGGGUCAGGCUGGCUGGCUGGCUGUGGACCACAUGCCUCUCUCUCUCUCUCAAGCCCUCAUUUCCUGACCUUGCCAUAACAUGACCGAAUUUGCUCAGGUCGUGAUCGACCCUGGAGCGGCUUACAGCGAUAAGCCGUGCUCAACUAGCCUCGACCAUGUUUUCUGAGACCUCGCCUCCCCUCUACAGAGGCCGAGAGCAAACGACAAGCCAAGGGCGACGUCUAAAACGCAGCCCUGGUCUAGACCAAGCCAGCUCGGAGCCCGCCGGAGUCGGCCAAGAAAGUACAGAGUGGUGGGUGCAGUGAGCGGGCUCAGCCCCGACGUGGGGUGCCAAGUGGUGCUUUGGAGCUUCAGGAAGGGCUGGGUGACAGGGCCACAGCCUUGAAGGCACCCCCCCCCCAUGCUGUAACUGGCACAAGAGGCUUUGGCACCAGGGUCGGUGACCGCCUGCCCUCUGCACGACCUUGAUGCUCAGCCCAAGGGGCGGCCCCUCUGUCUCCGAGCACAUGAAGUCAACUGAGACUGCGAAGGGGCUCCCAGCCCGUAACCCCCCACCCCCACUCAUCAAACCCACUUCUGUUGGUGUCAUCCCAGGCUUUUAGGUCUUGGCGAUUGUACCAAUACCUCAAAUCUGCACCUUUGGUUUUGAGAAGGCAGUAGUCGGCGUUCUCAAUGGGCCUGACUGGAAUUAUGCAACUCUGCUCCCGUCUUCCACAUCAGACAGGCUUUCACAGCCAGGGCAAGGUGAGGGGUUGCUCAGUCUGUUUCGAACCCAGGGCGACCACUCUCAUUUCCCGCUUCCCCCCACCCCCUCAGACGUGCCCCAGCACAGGCUAUUGUGUUUGGACUGUAGCCUCAGAGAGGUGCUGGGAAGCAGGAGCUGGGGGGCCUGGGUAGGGGUGGCGGUUGGUGUCUCUGCUGUGGCCGUCUGAGGGCUCAUUCCUGGCCAAGGCUGCUGAUAGAGCUCUGCAGACAGGACACGCAGUGCUUCCAGCUGGUGACACACCGUCCAGUACCCCAGGCCUCGUGAACUGGCAGGUGUUUGCGUGGUGGGCCCACAGCUGUCUUGGCUCCGGAACACUCUCCUGGCCAGGGCAGCCGCCUUGUCUCCUCACGUGGGCAGCCUGGCUUGCUUGCCCGACUCCAGCCUGAUCGGUCAUCCAUCCUUCCCACCUAGCUUCGCAGCUCAGUGCUCCAGGUAGCAGUUCCACCUCUGGCCAGAGACACGGCUGCCUCCAGAGGCACAGAAAAUGGGGGUGGGGGGCCUUUGGCAUCCACCAGCACUCUGGCCUGAGCCCCAUCCUGAGGCUGAGUGGACUGACCCUGGGCCCCAGACAGAUGCCCAUGUUGCAGGGCCAGGUGGUGGUUUUGUUGCGUUUGGGGGAAGGGGGGGUGAGACAUGGUGCACUCAACAGGAGCUCUGUACCAUGAAGCAGCACUGAGUGCUGAGCCCGCAGUGCAUCCUGCACAGGCCAGGUGCUGAGAUCUGCAUGGAUGUGCUGGCUGGGCUACGGGUCUACUGUAGACCAGAAACUACGAGUUGUGCUUUUUUCUCUCCUUAGAAAACAUUUCUAUUGACAGUAAAUGUCGUAUGUAUAUAAUGUACAUAGAUAGGAAUUUCUGUAAUGUUUGUUCCUUCGUGUAUAUACUUCCACAACUUGCAUGAAGAAAUCCUCUGUACUUUGUAUCUUGUCGGAGUCCGUGGUUGGUAAAACCGGAAGGGGUGUGCUGUAAAGACGCUGGCAAAUACUGUGCUCACUCAAUAAAUAACCCAUGUACUGCUGAA